AUGUCAGGUAACGGUGCUCAAGGUACUAAAUUCAGAAUUUCUUUAGGUUUACCAACUGGUGCCAUCAUGAAUUGUGCUGAUAACACUGGUGCUAGAAACUUAUACAUCAUUGCUGUUAAAGGUUCUGGUUCUAGAUUAAACAGAUUACCAGCUGCUUCUUUAGGUGAUAUGGUUAUGGCUACCGUUAAGAAGGGUAAGCCAGAAUUAAGAAAGAAGGUCAUGCCAGCUAUCGUUGUCCGUCAAUCCAAGUCUUGGAGAAGAAAGGACGGUGUCUACUUAUACUUUGAAGACAACGCCGGUGUCAUUGCUAACCCAAAGGGUGAAAUGAAGGGUUCCGCCAUCACUGGUCCAGUCGGUAAGGAAUGUGCCGAUUUAUGGCCAAGAGUUGCUUCUAACUCUGGUGUUGUUGUUUAA
Kazachstania africana CBS 2517 is the source of this 414-nucleotide messenger RNA. RefSeq names its product 60S ribosomal protein uL14 (gene RPL23B). Gene Ontology annotation, cellular component: ribosome; cytosolic large ribosomal subunit. The transcript is spliced from 2 exons. The coding region runs from base 1 to 414 and encodes 137 amino acids. Gene Ontology annotation, molecular function: structural constituent of ribosome; large ribosomal subunit rRNA binding. Gene Ontology annotation, biological process: translation. NCBI's taxonomy places the organism in Eukaryota, Fungi, Ascomycota, Saccharomycetes, Saccharomycetales, Saccharomycetaceae. The record is from RefSeq and is a predicted model, not a curated record.